This is a messenger RNA of Oncorhynchus nerka (sockeye salmon), 1110 nucleotides long. RefSeq lists its product as uncharacterized. The record is from RefSeq and is a predicted model, not a curated record. The coding region runs from base 1 to 1110 and encodes 369 amino acids. The transcript has 3 exons. NCBI's taxonomy places the organism in Eukaryota, Metazoa, Chordata, Actinopteri, Salmoniformes, Salmonidae. Gene Ontology annotation, cellular component: keratin filament.
AUGGCAGAACCUCCCUUUACAGAACAACAGCCUUUCUUCAAUAGCAGCACUGAGUGUCUGGGCCACAUACACCCGGCAGCCACCCAGCCCACAGCUACCCAGCCCACAGCCACCCAGCCCACAGCUACCCAGCCCACAGCCACCCAGCCCACAGCUACCCAGCCCACAGCCACCCAGCCAACAGCCACCCAGCCCACAGCCACCCAGCCCACAGCUACCCAGCCCACAGCCACCCAGCCCACAGCCACCCAGCCCACAGCCACCCAGCCCACAGCCACCCAGCCCACAGCUACCCAGCCCACAGCCACCCAGCCCACAGCCACCCAGCCCACAGCCACCCAGCCCACAGCGACCCAGCCCACAGCCACCCAGCCAGCCCACAGCUACCAGCCACCCAGCCCACAGCCACCCACCCACAGCAGCCCACAGCCACCCAGCCCACAGCUACCCAGCCCACAGCCACCCAGCCCACAGCCACCCAGCCCACAGCCACCCAGCCCACAGCCACCCAGCACAGCCACCCAGCCCACAGCUACCCAGCCCACAGACACCCAGCCCACAGCCACCCAGCCCACAGCUACCCAGCCCACAGCCACCAAGCCCACAGCCACCCAGCCCACAGCUACCCAGCCCACAGCCACCCAGCCCACAGCCACCCAGCCCACAGCUACCCAGCCCACAGCCACCCAGCCCACAGCUACCCAGCCCACCCACAGCCACCCAGCCCACAGCUACCCAGCCCACAGCCACCCAGCCCACAGCUACCCAGCCCACAGCCACCCAGCCCACAGCCACCCAGCCCACAGCCACCCAGCCCACAGACACCCAGCCCACAGCUACCCAGCCCACAGCCACCCAGCCCACAGCCACCCAGCCCACAGCUACCCAGCCCACAGCCACCCAGCCCACAGCCACCCAGCCCACAGCUACCCAGCCCACAGCCACCCAGCCCACAGCCACCCAGCCCACAGCCACCCAGCCCACAGCUACCCAGCCCAUAGCCACCCAGCCCACAGCCACCCAGCCCACAGCCACCCAGCCCACAGCUACCCAGCCCACAGCCACCCAGCCCACAGCCACCCAGCCCACAGCCACCCAGCCCACUAUUAA